Messenger RNA from Penaeus vannamei (Pacific white shrimp), 1074 nucleotides. The record is from RefSeq and is a predicted model, not a curated record. Lineage: Eukaryota; Metazoa; Arthropoda; Malacostraca; Decapoda; Penaeidae.
UUUUUCCUCCCUUUCUCUCUUCAUUUCUCUCUCUCUCUCUUUUUCCACAUAGGUGCACUGUACCUUCAAGGUAAAUAAAAGUAAGACUGCCGUAUUCAACAGGUUGGCGGAUGGACAGGGGAAAGGCAAGCCAGAACCACGUCCACUGUCAAGGCCCAUAAAUGCCCUCAUUGCCCUGGCAGUUUUACGAGACAAUCACAUUUGAAGGUCCAUUUGCGAACCCACACAGGCGAGAAACCGUUCUCGUGCCCCAGGUGUUCUUACCGCUGUGCCCGUAAAUAUGAUCUGAAAAGGCACCUUCAGGUUCACUUGUUCAAGGAGCAGCAGCAGAGUUCAACAUGAGGAGCACACAGGGAAACACAAUGGUUAACUUGGAAGCACUGAGGACUCUGGGAGCAGGUGCCAAGAGUGUAAGGAACGAGUUAGACAAGCGCUUUUCAUGCCAGCACUGCCCAUACCGCUCUACCAAAAAACAACACCUUAAAGAACACCUCCGUGUUCAUACAGGCGAGAAGCCCUUCUCAUGCCCGUACUGCCCUUUCCGUUGUGCCUAUUCCAGCACUCUGAAAAAUCACAUUCGGACACAUACAGGAGAGAGGCCCUACAGUUGCCCCCACUGCUCCUUCUGCUGUGCUCAACACAGUACCUUGAUGAAGCACAUCCGUGGAAGGCAUUAUAAAACCUGAAAGUUUUUUCAGACUGAAAUGUAGCUCAGUGCAAUAGUGAAAUAUUUUAUAUUUUUAGGACAUAUACAGAGUAUUUGCCACAGAAAUGAGCCAGUCACUCAUGUUAUUAUUAUAUUUUGUAAUGAAAUCAGCAAGAAGAUGCCACUCAGUGAUUAUGCCUUUGCCAAAGGAUGUAUUACUCUGACUGAAUAUUCCAUAUGAACAUGUACCCCCUGCAAGCGUCCAUCUUACUAAGGUCCUGUGGAGAUGGACACCGGAUAUAUCAUGACACUAAACAUAUAUUUUCACACCUACUGCAUCAUAUUUUGGUUUGUCAAAUUAAGCUGCCAGUUUGGUAAUUUCUCCUCAGGGUGUGUGUGUGUGUGUGUGUGUGUGUGUGUGUGUGUGU